Serpula lacrymans var. lacrymans S7.9 is the source of this 1896-nucleotide messenger RNA. RefSeq lists its product as uncharacterized. The coding region runs from base 17 to 1501 and encodes 494 amino acids. Lineage: Eukaryota; Fungi; Basidiomycota; Agaricomycetes; Boletales; Serpulaceae. The transcript is spliced from 16 exons. The record is from RefSeq and is a predicted model, not a curated record.
ACACUUCAGUACUACAAUGUCGAACAUGCCUGCUCCGGCCUACAAUGAUGCAGAGAAAGGGACGCUCGAGGUCCGUUCACCGCAGAUUGCAGCAAGCACCGAACUUUCCAAAAGCGAGAAAAAGGCUGUCGAGAUCGAUGUCUUCCCAGUGCAGGCCUUAAAGAAAGAUGCGCCACCUGCAAAUGCUUCAAAACCCCCUCCGAAACCGAAAAAGAAGGUUUCCAAGUGGAUAUUGUGGGUUAUCUGGUUCAAUACCUACAGGAAGUUCUUUACAUUCACUUUCACCAUCAAUAUGAUCGGUAUCGGCCUUGCCGCAUCUGGCCACUGGCCAUAUGCACUCGAGUACCCUGGUGCUCUGGUCGUCGGUAACCUGAAUUUUUCUGUCCUGAUGCGCAACGAGAUUUUCGGCCGUCUUCUGUAUCUUUUUGUCAACACGUUGUUCGCUAAGUGGACACCCCUUUGGUGGCGAUUGGGAUGUACAUCGACACUCCAGCAUCUUGGUGGUAUACACAGCGGUUGCGCGUCCUCUGGUGUUGCAUGGCUCAUCCUCAUGGUUGUCAACGAAUAUCGGGCUCGCUCAACUUUCAACGACUCCGUACUGGCCUUUGGUGUCGCUACCACUGUCAUCUUGGUAAUCACAAUCAUUGCGGGUCUCCCUUGGGUCCGAAACACCCAUCACAAUGUCUUCGAGAGGAACCAUCGUUUCUUCGGGUGGUCCGGACUAUUCAUGACAUGGGUCUACACCAUUCUCUCUAAUACGUACUCUUCUGAGACCAAAGCUUGGAAUAUGAGCGGCGUUCAUGUCAUUCGUCAACAGGCAUUCUGGUAUACAAUGGGAAUGACCCUUUUCAUUGUUCUACCAUGGAUAUGUACAAGGAAGGUUAGGGUUGAUAUCGAACUUCCUUCUCCCAAGGUCGCCGUGCUACGUUUCGAGCGAGGAAUGCAGCAAGGUCUUCUGGCACGUGUCAGUCGAUCCGCUGUCAUGGAGUACCACGCCUUUGGUAUCAUCUCCGAAGGUACUCAUGCGAAAUAUCACUACUUGAUUUGUGGUGUCCAAGGUGACUUUACCAAGAGUUUAGUAAACGAUCCACCGAGGAAAAUAUGGACUCGGCAACUCAAGUUCGCAGGUGUUUCCAAUACUUCUACACUCUACAAGCGUGGUAUCCGUAUAUGUACCGGCACUGGUCUCGGGGCUGCUCUUUCUACCUGUAUUCAGUCUCCUUACUGGUAUCUCAUUUGGAUCGGAUCUGAUCAAGAGAAGACAUUCGGACCUACUAUCAGCGGGCUGAUUCACAGACACGUUGGUCCGGAGCGUCUGAUGUUAUGGGACAGCAAGGAACGUGGUGGUCGACCGGAUACUAUGAAGAUCUUAAAGGAAGUCUAUCAUUACUGGCAGGCAGAAGUCGUAUUUAUCACGUCCAACUAUAUCGGGAAUGCAGAAAUCCAGCAGGGAUGCAAGGAAGCAGGGAUCCCGGCCUUUGGAACCUUGUGGGACUUCUAAUUCCUUAUUGAUUUCUCUCACAUUUGAUGGUCCGUGGGACGACAUUGGCGCUCAAGUCCACCACUUCCUCAAAUUCUCAACCUCGUGUAUCGAUUACACACGUAGUUCUUGUCGUUUCGUAGGGUGACUCCAGAAUCGUAUGUAUCUUGAAAAAGUCAAGCUUUCUGCCGUACCAGGUUUUUAUCGAUCGAAGCAGCCGAGGAGGUACGCACUGAUACACGGAUCUUCGGUUAGCUGGAAGGAACGGGAUAAAUACUACUAGAAUUCAAUAUUCAAUGGCGAUAUUGGACGCCACAUUAUUUAUGUAACUGCUAUAUCGACUUUCCCCCCAUAACUAGUCCAACUCCACCUAAAUUGUCUAUCCUUGUAUUUUGUGAGAAAUAUAUGCUUGUUCU